AUGAGAUUUGAUGUCCGAUCGUCUUCGUUUCAUCAAAAUCAUCGUCCGAAUCUAUGUCUCAGAAGACAGUAUUCCUCGGAUCUGCCUUCGUCGUUCCAGGAAAUCACCAUGCCUGCGUUAUCGCCGACGAUGACGAAAGGCGGCGUGACUUCGUGGCUCGUUUCUGAGGGGCAAAAAGUUUCCGCCGGGGACGUUCUCGCGGAGAUUCAAACGGACAAAGCAACCAUGGAGAUGGAAUCGAUGGAGGACGGAUUCGUGGCGAAAAUUUUAAUCGAAGCAGGGAGGGAAGAUAUCGACGUCGGGACGCCUUUGUUAGUCAUGGUGGAGGAUGAGAAAGAUGUGGCGAGCUUUAAGGAGUACGUUGGAGGAAAAGGCGGAGGUGAUGAUAGCGGCGGUAGUUUUAACGAUAGCGGUAGCGAAGCGGAGGAGACGAGAAAAGAGGAGGAGAGAGUAGCGGCGUCGGCGAGCGCGAGCACGUCUUCGUCUUCGUCUUCGUUCGCGACGAGGGGUGCGAACGAGACUCGGGUGUUCAUUUCGCCGUUGGCGAGGAAGACAGCGCUGGAAAAAGGCGUGGAUUAUACGAAGAUUCGAGGUAGAGGUCCAAACGGGAGAGUCACGAAUUUAGACGUGUUGGAGUACGUCGCCAGCGGCGGCGUGGCCAACGUGAAAUCUUCCGCGCAACAACAACAACAACAACAAUCUGCAGGAGAAUUCGACGCGUCUAUAUACUUUCCAGAAUACGAAGAGGUGCCAGUUUCUACGAUUAAGAAAAUAACCGCGAAGAGGCUCACGGAAUCGAAGCAAACCGUGCCGCACUUUUAUCUCACCGUGGACGUGAACAUGGACGCGGUGAAUGCCACCCGCGCGCGAAUGAACGCGUUGUUAGAGAAGGAAAAAGACGCAAAAAAGAUUAGCGUGAACGAUUUCGUAGUCAAAGCGUCGGCGGCGGCGCUGAGAGCGGUGCCAGAAGUCAACUCGAGUUGGAUGGAGACACACGUGAGACGAUACAAGCUCGCGGACGUGUGCGUGGCGGUACAAACGGAUAAAGGAUUGAUGGUCCCCGUCGUGCGUUCGGCGUGUUGCUUGGGAUUGAGAGGUAUUUCGAGCGAAGUGAAGAGUUUAGCGGAAAAAGCGAAAAUGGGAAAAUUGCAAGGUAAAGACGUCUCCGGCGGCACGUUUACCGUUUCCAACCUCGGCAUGUUUGGCAUCAAGCACUUCGCGGCUAUCGUCAAUCCACCGCAAGCUGGCAUUUUAGCCGUCGGCGGGACGAGGAAAGAGAUCGUAAAAACGAAGGAAGGGAUGUACAAAGAAACGAACGUGAUGUCGGCGACGUUGAGUUGCGACCACAGAGCCGUAGAUGGCGCGGACGGCGCCAAAUGGCUCGGCGCGUUUAAAUCGUACAUGGAAGACCCGAGCACGAUGUUAUUGUAA
This is a messenger RNA of Bathycoccus prasinos, 1431 nucleotides long. RefSeq names its product pyruvate dehydrogenase complex dihydrolipoamide acetyltransferase. Gene Ontology annotation, cellular component: pyruvate dehydrogenase complex. NCBI's taxonomy places the organism in Eukaryota, Viridiplantae, Chlorophyta, Mamiellophyceae, Mamiellales, Bathycoccaceae. Gene Ontology annotation, molecular function: dihydrolipoyllysine-residue acetyltransferase activity. The record is from RefSeq and is a predicted model, not a curated record. The coding region runs from base 1 to 1431 and encodes 476 amino acids. The transcript has a single exon. Gene Ontology annotation, biological process: pyruvate decarboxylation to acetyl-CoA.